Lactuca saligna is the source of this 1248-nucleotide messenger RNA. NCBI's taxonomy places the organism in Eukaryota, Viridiplantae, Streptophyta, Magnoliopsida, Asterales, Asteraceae. The record is from the annotation of a GenBank genome assembly.
AUGAUUCUAUGGAGGACGAGAGAGAUUUGGACAUGGCAGAUCGUAGGGCUACAAAGAUUGAGCUUGAUACCAUGGAGGGUUUUGCAUAGGGCUACAGAGAGAUUGAUCUUGGUUGAUGGGCCAGAUACUUCCUCCUUCACUGCAUUUCUCUACUUAUUCUUAUCACCAGGAAGAUCAGAAAACGAGUCUGAAUAUUCAGAAUGGAACGACAACCAAGUGGUAACUAACUACAGAAAUGACACAUCAUCCCCAAACAUUUCAAAAGAAAACAAUGGAAAGAAAGGUCUAUUCUCUAAGGGAAAACAGUCACUCAGCAAGGCUCUUUCACAAGCUGCUAGGUUUAGUGGGUAUCGAUCUCAUGCAUCUGGGAAAGUAAACACUGAAUUAAAGAUUGAUGACAUGAAAGAAACAAGCUCUCAAUUUGACACUAAUGAUGGGGUUCCUGUACAAAAUGUGAUUGCAUCUUUUCCUUCUAAUAAACUUCCAAAAAUGUCAGAACCUUCACAACUUAUGACAGAAAUACACGUUCUGAUCUUUAUGUUGCACUCCCUGUUCUCAGUCAAGGAAAGAAAUGGGUCUUACUAUACAGUACAUGGAGGCAUGGCAUAUCUCUUUCAACCUUAUAUAGAAGAAGCAAUCUUUGCCCUGGUUAAGUCUACUGGUAAUGUCUUGUCUUCAGUCGUUGGAGAUCGUAAAGGUGCAGUGUUUGGUGGUUUAGUUGAGGCACCUUUGAAACCAUCAACAAAGAAAAGAUACCAGGGAUCGAAUGAUACAUUUGUGUUUACAAAUACACCAGGGCGUCCUGUUAUAUAUCGCCCCACAGGGGUGAAUCGGUAUUUUACUCUUUGUUCAACUGAGUAUUUAGCGCUUGGUGGGGGAAAUCAUUUUGCAUUGUAUCUCGAUAGUGACUUAUUGAAUGGGUCAAGUUUGGCCUCAGAAACUUAUGGUAACUCUUGUUUGUCACACACCCAAGAAUUUGAAGUGAAGGAAAUUGAGCUGUGGGGGUUUGUAUAUGCUUCAGAGUAUGAAGAGGCGAUAUCAAUGUUGAGGACAGAAGCACCUGGGAUAUGUCGAUGGUUUAUACUUCCCCUAAUUCUGCCUGGUAUAAAAUGCCUAAGUCUACAAGGUGAGCUUUUUGGUUGGACAUGCUUUUACAUUGGUGUGGCUGCUGUUGCUUUUGGAUGCUCUUAUUAUCACCUCAAACCAAAUGACGGUCACCUUGUUUGGGAUCGUUUGCCUAAACCGUGA